Messenger RNA from Paramisgurnus dabryanus, 1772 nucleotides. RefSeq names its product cerebellin 2b precursor (gene cbln2b). Gene Ontology annotation, molecular function: protein binding. The record is from RefSeq and is a predicted model, not a curated record. Gene Ontology annotation, cellular component: synapse. Gene Ontology annotation, biological process: maintenance of synapse structure. NCBI's taxonomy places the organism in Eukaryota, Metazoa, Chordata, Actinopteri, Cypriniformes, Cobitidae.
UGCUCCAGAAUUAUUCCUGUACUUGAAAAGAAGGGAUGGGCGUGAAUCGCCCUCUAAAAGGAUGAGGGAGCAAAUGCUUUUCUCCACUCUUAUUGCGCGCGCGCUUCACUCACUGUCUCAAAACUGGAGGAGCAGAUUGCACUCAACUAUGGAUUUAACAGGAAAAAUUGUGCAAAUACUCUGAGCACCUUCCUGAUAUCCAACUGAUGCGCAGAGAGUGUGUGACGGUGAGUUACAGAGCAAGAGAGAGGGAGAAUAAAGUAAGUGACAGAGAGAGAGAGAGAGAGAGAGAGAGAGAGAGAGAGAGAGAGAGAGAGAGAGAGAGAGAGAGAGAGAGAGAGAGAGAGAGAGAGAGAGGUUAGUUUGGACCAGGUGAUAGAGCCACAACAAACCUCCAAGGGGCUGGUGGUGGUUAAGAUCAGUUUGCACAGGAUUCUGCUUCCAAUCAUGGUGCCAGCAGCCUGUCCCGGAACCUUUGCCAUGCUGGCUCUCACCUUUCUCCUGGGAUGUGGCAUUGGGUUCUGCCUGGGCCAGAAUGACACGGAGCCCAUCGUUUUGGAGGGGAAGUGUCUGGUGGUGUGUGACUCCAACCCUUCAUCUGACGGAGGAGUCACCUCUUCGCUUGGGAUAUCUGUCCGCUCCGGCAGCGCCAAAAUAGCUUUCUCGGCCGUAAGAGGGACGAACCACGAACCUUCGGAGAUGAGCAACACUUCCAUGACCAUCUAUUUUGACCAGGUCUUAGUAAACAUUGGCAAUCAUUUCGACCUAAAACCCAGCGUAUUUACCGCACCACGGAGAGGAAUAUACAGUUUCAGCUUUCAUGUGGUCAAGGUCUACAACAGACAAACCAUACAGGUGAACCUGAUGCAAAACGAGUACCCGGUCAUAUCUGCUUUUGCUGGGGAUCAGGAUGUCACGCGGGAGGCGGCGAGUAACGGAGUGCUAUUGAUGGUGGAGCGCGAGGAUCGCGUGUAUCUCAAGUUGGAAAGAGGGACUCUAAUGGGCGGAUGGAAAUACUCCACGUUCUCUGGAUUUUUAGUUUUUCCUCUUUAAUUGGCUCGCUUGCGAGUAACACUUUUGGAGAGACCGAGGACAAAAAAAGUAUCAGUGCUUUGAACAAAACUGUUUGCGAUGCAGACAAAUAGCGCACACGUCAAAAAUAUAGCAAAACCGAUUAUGGACGCGCCCGAAGGGAGUUUCCGCCUUUUUUGGCCACAGCAGUUUUGAGAGUUACGCAGUCGCGCACGUUCUUUUUGGGAUUUUAUGGAUGGAAAACAAAUUCGCAACCUUCAAUCACAUGGAAGACUAUAUAAAUGAGAAGAUAUUUAUGACGAAAAACUUCAGUGUAUUUAUCAGUGCUUUAAUUUUGUGUUUGUAUAGCCUUAAAGGUUCGGCUUCCGUCCAGUGAGAUGUGUAAUAUGGAGCUGCGGAAGUGCUUUACGACCCCAAAAGCAUUUUUGCACGAAUGGAAGAUCCUGUUUUGUGCUGUCAAUGAUGUGUCUUUUGGAUGCUGAACAUACUGAAAAUAUGCCAAAUGUAGGCCACCCGCUAUACAGUGAUAAUUAAAAAGAAAACCCAUAUAUCAGCAAACGGAGACGUCUUAAAACUUUUGCUAGAUAUCUCAUUUAUAUUUACAUUAUGAUGUGUUCUACAUUCCGGAUAUAAGUAGCUUUGAUUGAUUUAGUGUUCAGUGACAAUGCUCACAGAUGUAAGUUGUGGAAAAAGAAAAGUCCCUAUAUAAUGUCCCGCCUAAUAAAAUAUUGUAUUGUUCA